Ahaetulla prasina is the source of this 3972-nucleotide messenger RNA. RefSeq names its product protein tyrosine phosphatase receptor type T (gene PTPRT). Gene Ontology annotation, molecular function: protein binding; protein tyrosine phosphatase activity. Gene Ontology annotation, cellular component: membrane. Gene Ontology annotation, biological process: protein dephosphorylation. NCBI's taxonomy places the organism in Eukaryota, Metazoa, Chordata, Lepidosauria, Squamata, Colubridae. The transcript has 29 exons. Bases 94 to 3897 code for a protein of 1267 amino acids. The record is from RefSeq and is a predicted model, not a curated record.
UUUGAUGAACAUUACAGUAACUGUGGUUAUAGCGUGGCACUAGGGACCAAUGGAUUUACUUGGGAGCAGAUUAAUACCUGGGAGAAACCAACAAUGGACCCAGCUGUCCCAACUGGUUCCUUCAUGAUGGUGAAUAGUUCUGGGAGGGCAUCUGGGCAAAAAGCCCACUUGCUUUUACCAACACUGAAGGAAAACGACACUCACUGCAUUGAUUUCCAUUACUACCUGUCCAGCCGUGACCGUUCUAGCCCUGGAUCCUUGAAUGUUUAUGUGAAAGUGAAUGGUGGACCUCAAGGCAACCCUAUCUGGAAUGUCUCUGGGCUUGUUACAGAAGGUUGGGUGAAAGCAGAGCUUGCAAUCAGUACUUUCUGGCCACACUUUUAUCAGGUCAUAUUUGAAUCGGUUUCCUUGAAGGGUCACCCUGGGUACAUAGCUGUGGAUGAAGUCAGAGUCCUUGCUCAUCCAUGCAGAAAAGCUCCUCACUUCCUGCGGCUGCAAAACGUGGAGGUUAAUGUUGGGCAGAAUGCAACAUUCCAGUGCAUUGCAGGAGGAAAGUGGUCUCAGCAUGACAAAUUGUGGCUACAGCAGUGGAAUGGAAGAGACACAGCAUUAAUGGUUACCAGAGUUGUCAACCAUAGACGUUUUUCUGCUACUGUUAGUGUAGCUGAUACAUCCCAACGCAGUAUCAGUAAAUACCGAUGUGUAAUCCGUUCUGAUGGUGGAUCAGGAGUUUCAAACUAUGCAGAAUUAAUAGUAAAAGAACCUCCCACUCCUAUUGCUCCUCCAGAACUUCUAGCAGUUGGAGCCACGUACCUAUGGAUCAAACCAAAUGCCAACUCUAUCAUCGGUGAUGGGCCUAUCAUCCUGAAAGAGGUAGAAUACCGUACAACCAAUGGGAAUUGGGCCGAAACCCACAUUGUGGAUUCUCCCAAUUACAAGUUAUGGCAUCUAGACCCUGAUGUGGAAUAUGAGAUCAGAGUCCUUCUUACCCGUCCCGGAGAAGGGGGAACUGGACCCCCUGGGCCUCCUCUCACAACAAGGACAAAAUGUGCUGUUCCUGGAACUGUUCCCCUUGAAUCUAUUCAGGGAGGACCCUUUGAAGAGAAGAUCUAUGUUCAGUGGAAGCCACCAAAUGAAACCAAUGGAAUAAUUACCCUCUAUGAGAUUACCUACAAGGCUGUUGGAUCUCUAGAUCCUACUGCUGACUUGUUGAACCAGAGAGGAAAAGUCUUCAAACUAAGGAAUGAAACUCACCAUCUCUUUGUAGGGUUAUACCCAGGAACUACUUAUUCAUUCACCAUUAAAGCCAGCACAGUAAAGGGUUUUGGACCUCCCAUCACCACACGGAUUGCAACUAAAAUUUCAGCCCCAUCAAUGCCAGAAUACGAUAGUGACACCCCACUGAAUGAAACAGAAACCACCAUUACAGUCAUGCUGAAACCUGCACAGUCUCGUGGUGCACCAGUCAGUGUCUACCAGCUUGUUGUAAAAGAAGAACGGCCACAGAAAUCACGAAGAGCUGCUGACAUCAUUGAAUGUUUCUCUGUUCCAGUGAGCUAUAAAAAUGCUUCAAAUCUUGACUCCCCCCAUUACUUUGCAGCUGAGUUGAAACCAGUUAAUCUUCCAGUUACACAGCCUUUCACAGUGGGAGACAACAAAACCUAUAAUGGCUAUUGGAAUGCUCCACUUUCACCAUUGAAAAGCUACAGCAUUUACUUUCAGGCUCUUAGUAAAGCAAAUGGGGAAACCAAAAUAAAUUGUGUUCGGCUAGCCACCAAAGGAGCUUCUACACAGAAUUCUAAUGUGGUGGAACCAGAAAAACAGGUUGAUAAUACGGUGAAAAUGGCUGGAGUCAUAGCUGGUCUUCUGAUGUUCGUAAUUAUCCUUUUGGGAGCGAUGCUUACCAUCAAAAGGAGGAAACUAGCCAAGAAACAAAAAGAGACCCAAAGCAGCAGUCAACGAGAAAUGGGGCCUGUUGCUGCUUCAGACAAGACUGCUACAAAAAGUGCUGCUCAGAAUGAAGACACUUUCACUUCAGGCUGCCAAGAUGUUAAUGGAUUUACGGACAAUAGCCAUGGGGAGAUGACUCAACCGACCCUGACAAUCCAGACCCAUCCCUAUCGAAGCUGUGACCCAGUGGAAAUGUCCUAUCCCAGGGGACAGUUCCAGCCAGCAAUCCGAGUGGCCGACUUGUUGCAGCACAUCACUCAGAUGAAACGGGGACAGGGCUAUGGAUUUAAAGAGGAGUAUGAGGCUCUACCUGAAGGGCAGACAGCAUCUUGGGACACCGCCAAAGAAGAUGAAAACCGCAAUAAGAAUAGAUAUGGCAACAUCAUCUCCUAUGAUCACUCCAGGGUGAGACUGCAGUUACUAGAUGGAGAUCCUCAUUCAGAUUACAUUAAUGCAAAUUAUAUUGAUGGAUACCAUCGGCCUCACCAUUACAUUGCAACUCAGGGGCCAAUGCAAGAGACAGUGAAGGAUUUUUGGAGGAUGAUCUGGCAGGAGAAUUCAGCAAGUGUUGUCAUGGUCACCAACCUGGUGGAAGUUGGCAGGGUGAAGUGUGUCAGAUACUGGCCUGAUGACACAGAAGUCUACGGAGAUAUCAAAGUGACCUUAAUUGAGACAGAACCAUUGGCAGAAUAUGUCAUACGUACUUUUACAGUCCAAAAAAAAGGCUACCAUGAGAUUCGAGAAAUUCGUCAAUUCCACUUCACUAGCUGGCCAGACCAUGGGGUUCCUUGUUAUGCUACAGGUCUCUUGGGCUUUGUUCGACAAGUGAAGUUUCUCAACCCACCAGAUGCAGGGCCUAUUGUUGUGCACUGCAGUGCCGGUGCUGGGAGGACAGGGUGCUUCAUUGCCAUAGACAUCAUGCUUGACAUGGCAGAAAACGAAGGUGUGGUGGAUAUAUUUAAUUGUGUGAGAGAGUUGCGAUCCCAGAGAGUUAACUUGGUGCAGACAGAGGAGCAGUAUGUGUUUGUUCAUGAUGCCAUUCUGGAAGCGUGCCUUUGUGGCAACACUGCCAUUCCUGUUUGUGAAUUCAGAUCUAUAUACUACAACAUCAGCAGAUUGGAUCCACAGACAAAUUCCAGCCAGAUAAAAGAUGAAUUCCAGACCCUUAAUAUUGUUACUCCUCGAGUACGUCCAGAAGAUUGCAGCAUUGGACUUUUGCCAAGGAAUCAUGAUAAGAAUCGCUGCAUGGAUGUACUUCCUUUGGAUCGGUGCCUCCCUUUUCUUAUUUCUGUUGAUGGAGAAUCAAGCAACUAUAUUAAUGCUGCACUCAUGGAUAGCCACAAGCAACCUGCUGCCUUUAUAGUUACUCAGCAUCCCUUGCCCAACACUGGAGCUGAUUUCUGGAGGCUAGUGUUUGAUUACAACUGUUCUUCUGUUGUGAUGCUGAAUGAAAUGGAUGCUGCCCAGCUUUGUAUGCAGUACUGGCCAGAGAAGACAUCUUGCUGUUAUGGGCCAAUACAAGUGGAAUUUGUUUCUGCUGACAUAGAUGAGGAUAUUAUCAAUCGGAUAUUUCGGAUCUGCAACAUGGCAAGGCCGCAAGAUGGGUACCGUAUUGUUCAACACUUGCAGUAUAUUGGCUGGCCAGCAUAUAGAGACACUCCUCCUUCUAAGCGCUCUCUCCUGAAAGUGGUCAGGCGGUUGGAAAAGUGGCAGGAGCAAUAUGAUGGACGAGAUGGACGGACUGUGGUUCAUUGCCUGAAUGGCGGUGGCCGCAGUGGCACCUUCUGUGCCAUAUGUAGUGUGUGUGAAAUGAUCCAGCAGCAAAAUAUCAUUGAUGUAUUUCACAUAGUGAAAACCUUACGGAACAACAAGUCCAACAUGGUGGAGACAUUGGAACAAUAUAAAUUUGUAUAUGAGGUUGCAUUGGAAUACUUAAGUUCAUUUUAGCUCAUCAGGGCAGGGAGCUAAAGGAUGCCUAAAGCUUUGGUGUUUGAAGGACAUUGGUUCCCCACUUUACUUCAG